UGCGGCAGGGCUUCUCCAGGCAUCCUCCUCGCCCAGCUCUCAGUUGCCACACCGUCCGACCGUGGAGCAGCCAGGCAUUCCCCAGCUCGCCAGGGGUGAUUCUGGAUCCAUCUCAUCUCUAGUGCAGGUGUCAAGAGAGGACUGUACGAUGACAGACAGGACACCCGUCCACAUUCUGUAGCCACCUCAUAAGCAAGGCCUUUUGCAACAGGCAGUUCCGAGCUGGAGGAGAGCGGCCCUAGCCUGGCCUCGGGGAAGACACAAGCAAGCAGCUCCGUCCCAGGCACGGGGAUUUCGGGGAACCGGGGAGCAGGUGCAGCAGCCCCGGUGGCCACCACGCCCCUUCGCAUAGCCAGGGCAAGCCGGCGCAGGCCGACGCAGCGUUGUCCCGGCGCCUGCCUCGUCCACCAGCCGGAGCCAAGGAGGAAACGUCUGGCCACAGGAAGCCCUCGCGGAGGCUCGAGUGCCUUGGCCCAAAGGUCAGCAGCAGCAGCAACACAACAGGAAGCCGGCAGCGCUGGUGUGGGGGACGGCGGAGGACGCAGGGAGCCGUGCCGAGCCCGCAGGUCCCCUCGGCCCGCGUCCCUCUCGGAGCACCCCGGGUCCCGCCUCAGCAGCACGCCAGCCGCUUCCCAUGGAAGCCCACCGGGAGCCUGAGAGGAGCAGCUGCUGUCUCCCAGCAGGAAAAUGCGGUGGUGAUCCGAGGGCCAGCUGGGCAUGGAGCUGAACCGUCUGCUGCUUCUCACUCUGCUCCUGCUCCACAUGAAACAGUCCCGGACGAUUCCCACGCGGAUGCUGUGCGACAGGCGGGUGAUCCAGAAAUACAUCAGCGAAGCCGUGGAAAUGGCGGAACAGGUGAGCCACUGCGAGGCGCUUCCCUUGCUCCGGCAGCCCGUGCUCCUAGCCCUGGUGGGAGUCAACCUCGGAGACUGGAGGCAGAAGACAACUCAGGCCAAAGUGCAGGAGAUACUGCGUGACCUGGGAACGCUGGUGGACAGUGCAGCCGCCGCCCAACGAGAGCUGGGGCAGGGAUGCGUCUCUCUGCUUCUGCAGCGGCUUUACGAGAAAGCCAGCACCUUUGCUCUGCACCUACAAAGCUUUGGGGGGCAGGAACAGGUUGCAAACGGGCCGCUGGAGGAAGCGCCCCAAUUAAUUCCAGAGAGAAACCUUCGGACCAUCUUUGAGACCUACAAACAACUUGUCCGAGGAAAACUGCACCUCCUCUUUGCUGACUUGCAGAGCGACUCUUGCGGAGAGCCAAAACUCCUCCCGUUUGCGAUGAAACUGGGCAAGGUGGUGGUGGGGUUUGCAGUGGAUGAAGAGAACAUCCAUCUCCUGAAGAAAACAUGUUAG
Molecule: messenger RNA, 1353 nt
Organism: Varanus komodoensis (Komodo dragon)
Lineage: Eukaryota; Metazoa; Chordata; Lepidosauria; Squamata; Varanidae
Gene: THPO
Product: thrombopoietin
Exons: 8
Coding region: 718-1353 (211 amino acids)
Biological process (GO): thrombopoietin-mediated signaling pathway; cell population proliferation; positive regulation of hematopoietic stem cell proliferation
Cellular component (GO): extracellular region
Molecular function (GO): hormone activity; cytokine activity
Source: RefSeq, a predicted model, not a curated record